CAACACGCUCGUCCCAGCUUUCAAGCCUCAAAUCUCAGACAUGGCCAUUUUGAGCUCACCAGAGAAGGCCUUGUUGGCCAGCAUCGGCUGUUGCAGAGAGCUCCACCGAGUUCCCUUCACCAGAUCAUGCAAGACCCUUCUCUUCCCGUCGCUCCGACUCUCGAAUCUCGGAGUUUCCUGCUCGAAUUGCCCUUCCACUGUCCUCGAGGAACCGUCUGGCGCCUCGCCUUCUACGCGAUUUGACUUGCAAGCAGCGGAUUCUCUGCAAGGUCCGACCACAGACUCCGAGAGUUUCAACAGAUUCUUACGUGGGUUAUUUGAAGCUCCUGAAACUGAGAAGUUUGCUUGCGAGUACUACGAGAAGGCGAAAGAGAGUCCAAACUUUGAGCCGGAGAAGUCGACGCUGGAUGGCCUCGCCAGGUACCUGAUAAGAGAAAAGAAGUGGGAUUUUAUUGCGGGUCUUUCUUAUGAUUUCAUGGUCUACAAUGUCUUCCCUGAUAAAGUUACCUGUGCUAGACUGGUCAGUAAUUGCAUUGAAGCUAGGAAAUUUAGAGUUGUUGACGGUAUACUAGAAGUGUUAGGACCGAAUAGAGAGGCCGGACUUUUCGCAUUCAACACGGCAAUGCGAGGUUAUAACAAGCUCCAUAUGUAUAGCAGCACGAUCGUCGUGCACGAACGGAUGAAAUCCAUAGGGGUUGCUCUGGAUCCUGGAUGUUAUUACACGAUAAUGGAAGCUCACAUGAAAAUUGGGGAUGUCACAAAAGUUGUCGAGUUGUUUCGUGAGUUUGAAAGUCGCCGAUUCAGCACAACUUCCAUUUCAACUCGGGUUUUCGGUGUUGUUUGUGAGUCGUUAUGCAAAUCCAGAAGAGCCUUUGAGGCCCUUGAGUACUUUAAGAAAAUGAAAAACAGCGGAAUUGCUGCCGACACCAAAAUUUAUACAUCGUUGAUAUCUUCUUUUGCGAGCAUAGGGGAAAUAAAAGUAGCCGAACAGCUUUUUAAGGAAGCCAGUGAAGAGAAGAUAUUGUUGAGGGAUCCGGACAUGUUCCUAAAGCUUGUUUUGAUGUACAUAGAAGAAGGAUUACUGGAGAAAACUUUUCAGGUCAUCGAGGCAAUGAAGGGCAUGAAUCUGAAAGUGUCUGAUUGCAUAUUGUGCGCAAUAGUCAACGGCUUUUCGAAGAAGCGCGGGUCCAGGGCCGCAGUUAGGGUGUAUGGAAAUCUCAUUUCUCGGGGAUGCAAGCCCGGGCAAGUGACGUAUGCUUCGGUCCUAAGUGCAUAUUGCCGUGUCGGGCUCUACUCCCGAGCUGAGGCGCUUUUCUCGGAGAUGGAAACCAAGGGGUACGACAAAUGUGUUGUGGCAUACUCUAGCAUGGUUGCCAUGUAUGGCAAGAGAGGAAAAAUAAGAGAAGCAAUGAAAUUGGUAGCGAAAAUGAAAGCCAGAGGAUGCAAACCGAAUGUGUGGGUGUACAACACCUUAAUGGAAAUCCAUGGGAGGGCGAAGAACUUGAGGCAGGUUGACAAAAUAUGGAAGGAAAUGAAGAGAAAAAAGGUGGCACCUGACAAGGUUAGUUACACAAGCCUCAUUGCCGCGUACAAUAGGGCACGGGAGUUCGAGAUGUGCAUAAAAUUCUACGAGGAGUUUCGGGCAAAUGGGGGAUCAAUCGAUAGAGCAAUGGGUGGGAUCAUGGUGGGGGUUUUCUCCAAGAGCAGCCGGAUCGACGAGUUGAUUAGGCUUCUUCAGGACAUGAAAUCGGAGGGAACAGAGUUGGAUGGGCGGCUUUACGGGUCGGCUUUGAAUGCACUGAAAGACGCCGGCCUGCUAGUUCAAGCUAGUUGGUUCCAGGAAAGCUUCGGCAUGGCCAGAGUUAGAGGAGUUCCUAGUUAAGACUAUUUUACCAAUUGACUGAUACGAUAGAUUCGACCAAUCGCAAUUCAGGCGAUUGAUGGCUCAUUAUCAUGAAAUUGAACCUUAUGUACAUGUUUGAGUACUUGCAAGGAGAUUUCCCUAAUAUCGUGGUGAGAACAGCUAGAAUUUCACGAAGAAGAAUAUAAGAUUGAGAGGAAAAGUGAAAAGGGUUGAUGUAUUUAUUAACUGCCGGGUCCAUGGUGGAUCGGACUGCAGAUCUUGGAGUGGCUGUACGACCCAUCCUUGACCUCGUGGAGAACAAGGGUUUGGCUGAGUUAACAAAAUGGUUGAUCCUAGUAAAGAACAUACAGAGUCCAGGACUCAACCAAGUACAUAUGCUUUGAUUGCCGACAAUGGACUUGGUUGCUAGGUCCACAAUGGCAAAGUUGUCGUGUUAAGUCGAAGUCAUGAUCAUGCCGAUAUAUCCCGUGUUCGUAUAUAAGAUGAACUUGAGCAGUCAAGAUCAGAAACAAGUUAUGGCUGUUAAACAGAUUUCACACUCACAAACAGAAGCAACCAUGAAAAAGGAGUAAACAGACAAGACGAUAUUCCGAUGCAACACCAGAUUAUUUCAUAAUAUUGAUGAGAUACGACAUGAUGUAAUGCAAAAGCAUGUGAAACUCAGGGUGGUGGACUAGGGCAAGGUUUGAUGCAGAAGCAACGGCAGCAAAAGCCCCCGGCAAUGCCUGCUCGGGAAGCCCUCCAUCUUGCAAAUGGCAACACAUUUGAACUUGUGGAAGCAUAGUCCCUUGAACUUGUGGCUUUGGUACUCGCAAAUUCUCGCCUUCACCACGGCCACCAUUGGCUCCAUCUCUGUACAUACCAAAAUUAAAAAUGGGUGUCAGUCUACAAAUGAUUUGAUUAAUCAAAAUUCUCUCAUGGAAAAUGAGUUGAUAAAUCAUGCUCAGAAUUAUCUAGCAGCAUUCCAAUCCAUUUCGUUGAGCCCUUCAUUUUUUAAGUUCACUUCCAUUUGAUCGUUUUAGACAGGACUGCUUUAUCCUUUUGAUCUGUAUUUCAUGUAUCUCUGAGCUUGGUUCUCCCCAUACCAACCGCUGUAGUUCAAUUACAGACGUUCACACAGCAAA
Syzygium oleosum is the source of this 2988-nucleotide messenger RNA. RefSeq names its product pentatricopeptide repeat-containing protein At5g13770, chloroplastic. The coding region runs from base 41 to 1882 and encodes 613 amino acids. The record is from RefSeq and is a predicted model, not a curated record. Gene Ontology annotation, molecular function: protein binding. The transcript is spliced from 2 exons. Lineage: Eukaryota; Viridiplantae; Streptophyta; Magnoliopsida; Myrtales; Myrtaceae.